CUUUUGCUGAACCUCCCCGUUGAUCAUCAUCAAUUCUAUCUGCGCUCCCUCACCAAUCUCGUCCUGAAUCGUAUCGCAGGUCGGUGCCAGUCGCCCUUCAUUUCGGAUCCAUCGACGACACGACCCAAGCAACUAUCGUGUCUUCGUGCUACGGACCCGCAUAUCACCACGCGCAAAACUUUGGCGUUUCACUUCCAAUCGAGGGAUAUCCCAACCCCCGUGAGCAGCGAUGAACGGCGAAACCUACUCCUCCUCCCGACACGGGUCGUCGCGAGACCACUACUCCUCGAGAGCUGACCGAGGCGAGCGCGACGACCGCCGAGACCGCGACCGAACCACCCGCCGACGCUCCCGCUCCCCCCACGGCCACCGCUCCUCCCGCCGCGAUUACGACGGCGACACCUACUCCUCCAGUCGCGACUACCGCGAGCGCGAGCGCGAAGACCGCUACGCCGGCCGCGACCGCCGCGAAGACCGCAGCGGUUGGGAGCGCGGCGACCGCGGCCCGCGCCGUGAUCGACGCGCUGACGAUGGCGAACCGCGACGGGACCGCGACCUGUUCGACGACCGUGGGGGACGAGGACGACGGGACCGCGGUGACCGGGGGGGCGACCGGGAGCGGAAGCGGAGCAAGAGUCCCCCGGCGAAGAAGAGGGAACCGACGCCGGAUUUGACGGGGACGGUGGGGGUGUUGCAGCGGAAGCGGCGGUUGACGCAGUGGGAUAUCAAGCCGCCGGGAUACGAGAACGUGACGGCGGAGCAGGCGAAGUUGUCGGGGAUGUUCCCGUUGCCGGGGGCGCCGCGGCAGCAGCCGAUGGAUCCGAGCCGGUUGCAGGCGUUUAUGAACCCGUCAACUAGCGCGGCGGUGACAUCGUCGUUGAAGCCGUCGAAGGCGAGGCAGGCGAAGCGGUUGUUCGCGUAUAAUAUCCCGGCAACCACCACGGAUGAGUCGCUGGUGGAGUUCUUCAACCUCCAACUCAACGGGCUGAACGUCAUCAGUGGUGAGAACCCUUGCUUGGUCGCGCAGAUCACUUCGGAUCGAGCGUACGCGCUGCUGGAGUUCAAGACGCCGGAAGAUGCGACGAUGGCGUUGGCAUUAGAUGGAAUCAGCAUGGAGGCCAAAACCGCAUCGAACGGUGCAUCGAACGGAGACACCGCCGGGCUAUCGAUCCGACGACCGAAAGACUACAUCGUUGCGCCUGCCUUGGACGACGCGGAGGAGCCCGAAGGCGUGCUCGCUGCCGUGGUCCGCGACUCCGCGAACAAGAUCUGCAUCUCGCACGUCCCGACAUAUCUCAACGACGAGCAAGUCACCGAGCUGCUGCAAUCGUUCGGUGAGCUCAAGAAAUUUGUGCUGGUCAAAGACAUCGGCUCCGAGGAGUCGCGAGGCAUUGCGUUCUGCGAAUACACCGAUCCGUCGAGCACGGACAUCGCUGUCGAAGGGCUGAACGGUAUGGAGCUGGGUGAGGAGCAUCUGAAGGUCCAGCGGGCGAGCAUCGGUCAGCAACAGGCCUCGGGCUUGGAGAUGGGCGUCAAUGCGAUGACGAUGCUGGCUGGGACGACGACGGAGGAGUUAGAGCAGGGACGCGUGCUCCAGCUACUGAACAUGGUCACACCCGAAGAACUGAUGGACAACGACGAAUACGAAGAAAUCUGCGAAGACGUCAAGGAAGAAUGCGCCAAAUACGGCCCCGUCAACGACCUCAAAAUCCCGCGUCCCAGCGGCGGACGGCAAUCGGCUGGCGUCGGGAAGAUCUUCGUCAAGUUCGAGCAGCCGGAGUCCGCGCAGCGAGCGUUCAAGGCGUUGGCCGGCCGGAAAUUCGCCGACCGCACCGUCGUGGUUUCGUUCUUCAGCGAGGAAUACUUCGACGUCAAUGCAUGGUAGUCGUCCAUUCUCAUUUCUCUAGCACGACAACAUAAACUCAGUAGGAAGGUGUGGAGACUGUCUUUUCCACGACAUGUAAUUCUAUCCAUCCGUUGCUCCGACCGGUACGGCCAGGACUUUUCAUACGCCUAGAACGGGCGAUACAAUCAGGGCUGUUAAUGAUGAGGGUUUCGAAAGGGCUUUUUCGUCGUUGCGGCUUUUUCGAGGGACGAUGGCGUUGUGAAUGUAUCGUAUCGCAGAUCAAUUCAAAAGCAUUUGGACGUUGGAUGCCGGUGUCUUGCCGUCGUUCAAUACCAAGUCUACUCCGUACCAUUCACCUAAUGUCGUAACUCGUAAGUCUCCUGAGUCUUGUUGCGUGGAGGUGUGGCGCAGACGCUGUCAUAUGAAGGAGCUGAUAUGAUAGGAGCCGACUAUUGUUAGAAAUGCCUGUGAAACGCAAUAUACCAUAA
Molecule: messenger RNA, 2334 nt
Organism: Eremomyces bilateralis CBS 781.70
Lineage: Eukaryota; Fungi; Ascomycota; Dothideomycetes; Eremomycetales; Eremomycetaceae
Exons: 4
Coding region: 230-1885 (551 amino acids)
Biological process (GO): mRNA processing
Cellular component (GO): commitment complex; U2AF complex; U2-type prespliceosome
Molecular function (GO): pre-mRNA 3'-splice site binding; poly-pyrimidine tract binding
Source: RefSeq, a predicted model, not a curated record